AUUGUAUCGGAUGUUUUUAAUCGCAAAUGUGAUGAUUCCAAUGGAAAGGACGCAGUACUUAAAUUUGAUAACGGUAUUAGAGGCAUUUUACAAUAUCAAACUAAUAUUGUUACAGUUUAUUAUGAAAACUCUGUUGAUAUUGACCAUAGAUGCUGGUCACAAUUUUUGAUGAUGGUUGCAACCACCUUCGAAACCACUUUGCUUCCUUUUUUAACCAUAG
Entrophospora candida is the source of this 220-nucleotide messenger RNA. The record is from the annotation of a GenBank genome assembly. NCBI's taxonomy places the organism in Eukaryota, Fungi, Glomeromycota, Glomeromycetes, Entrophosporales, Entrophosporaceae.